AUGGAGAGAGACAUGAACACACCUAAUUCAACUCAAAAGAACCCUGCAGUAUCGCAAUUAUACGGAUUGUCCAAGACAGGCGAAGGGUCGAAGGAAGGAUGGGGUUCGGUCGAGGUCGAGAGGGGAUUGUCGAUUCUACGAAGCGCUGAGGGUAGGUCAGCGGUGGCAUCUCCAGAGCCGAAAUGGGGUCAGGGGAGUCAAAAAGGUGCUGAUGGCGAUUUGUUCGAGGGGUUGCUGGAUGGAAGGAAGAAGGUUGAGGUGGGUGCGUACGAUGGUUUCACCUAA
Messenger RNA from Penicillium paradoxum, 285 nucleotides. RefSeq lists its product as uncharacterized. The record is from RefSeq and is a predicted model, not a curated record. The transcript has 2 exons. Bases 1 to 285 code for a protein of 94 amino acids. Lineage: Eukaryota; Fungi; Ascomycota; Eurotiomycetes; Eurotiales; Aspergillaceae.